Gorilla gorilla gorilla (western lowland gorilla) is the source of this 2287-nucleotide messenger RNA. It is a transcript of the gene G6PD, whose product is annotated as glucose-6-phosphate dehydrogenase. Gene Ontology annotation, biological process: pentose-phosphate shunt, oxidative branch; glucose metabolic process. The record is from RefSeq and is a predicted model, not a curated record. Bases 38 to 1678 code for a protein of 546 amino acids. The transcript is spliced from 13 exons. Gene Ontology annotation, molecular function: NADP binding; glucose-6-phosphate dehydrogenase activity. NCBI's taxonomy places the organism in Eukaryota, Metazoa, Chordata, Mammalia, Primates, Hominidae. Gene Ontology annotation, cellular component: cytosol.
CUCAGCCCAGGCGCCCGCCCCCGCCCCCGCCGAUUAAAUGGGCCGGCGGGGCUCAGCCCCCGGAAACGGUCGUACACUUCGGGGCUGCGAGCGCGGAGGGCGACGACGACGAAGCGCAGACAGCGUCAUGGCAGAGCAGGUGGCCCUGAGCCGGACCCAGGUGUGUGGGAUCCUGCGGGAAGAGCUGUUCCAGGGCGAUGCCUUCCAUCAGUCCGAUACACACAUAUUCAUUAUCAUGGGUGCAUCGGGUGACCUGGCCAAGAAGAAGAUCUACCCCACCAUCUGGUGGCUGUUCCGGGAUGGCCUUCUGCCCGAAAACACCUUCAUCGUGGGCUAUGCCCGUUCCCGCCUCACAGUGGCUGACAUCCGCAAACAGAGUGAGCCCUUCUUCAAGGCCACCCCAGAGGAGAAGCUCAAGCUGGAGGACUUCUUUGCCCGCAACUCCUAUGUGGCUGGCCAGUACGAUGAUGCAGCCUCCUACCAGCGCCUCAACAGCCACAUGAAUGCCCUCCACCUGGGGUCACAGGCCAACCGCCUCUUCUACCUGGCCUUGCCCCCCACCGUCUACGAGGCCGUCACCAAGAACAUUCACGAGUCCUGCAUGAGCCAGAUCAGAGGCUGGAACCGCAUCAUCGUGGAGAAGCCCUUCGGGAGGGACCUGCAGAGCUCUGACCGGCUGUCCAACCACAUCUCCUCCCUGUUCCGUGAGGACCAGAUCUACCGCAUCGACCACUACCUGGGCAAGGAGAUGGUGCAGAACCUCAUGGUGCUGAGAUUUGCCAACAGGAUCUUCGGCCCCAUCUGGAACCGGGACAACAUCGCCUGCGUUAUCCUCACCUUCAAGGAGCCCUUUGGCACUGAGGGUCGCGGGGGCUAUUUUGAUGAAUUUGGGAUCAUCCGGGACGUGAUGCAGAACCACCUACUGCAGAUGCUGUGUCUGGUGGCCAUGGAGAAGCCCGCCUCCACCAACUCAGAUGACGUCCGUGAUGAGAAGGUCAAGGUGUUGAAAUGUAUCUCAGAGGUGCAGGCCAACAAUGUGGUCCUGGGCCAGUACGUGGGGAACCCCGAUGGAGAGGGCGAGGCCACCAAAGGGUACCUGGACGACCCCACGGUGCCCCGCGGGUCCACCACCGCCACUUUUGCAGCUGUCGUCCUCUAUGUGGAGAAUGAGAGGUGGGAUGGGGUGCCCUUCAUCCUGCGCUGCGGCAAGGCCCUGAACGAGCGCAAGGCCGAGGUGAGGCUGCAGUUCCAUGAUGUGGCCGGCGACAUCUUCCACCAGCAGUGCAAGCGCAACGAGCUGGUGAUCCGUGUGCAGCCCAACGAGGCCGUGUACACCAAGAUGAUGACCAAGAAGCCGGGCAUGUUCUUCAACCCCGAGGAGUCGGAGCUGGACCUGACCUACGGCAACAGAUACAAGAACGUGAAGCUCCCUGAUGCCUACGAGCGCCUCAUCCUGGACGUCUUCUGCGGGAGCCAGAUGCACUUCGUGCGCAGCGACGAGCUCCGUGAGGCCUGGCGUAUUUUCACCCCACUGCUGCACCAGAUUGAGCUGGAGAAGCCCAAGCCCAUCCCCUAUAUUUAUGGCAGCCGAGGCCCCACGGAGGCAGACGAGCUGAUGAAGAGAGUGGGUUUCCAGUAUGAGGGCACCUACAAGUGGGUGAACCCCCACAAGCUCUGAGCCCUGGGCACCCACCUCCACCCCCGCCAUGGCCAGCCUCCUUCCCGCCGCCCGACCCCGAGUCGGGAGGACUCCGGGACCAUUGACCUCAGCUGCACAUUCCUGGCCCCGGGCUCGGGCCACCCUGGCCCGCCCCUCGCUGCUGCUACUACCCGAGCCCAGCUACAUUCCUCAGCUGCCAAGCACUCGAGACCAUCCUGGCCCCUCCAGACCCUGCCUGAGCCCAGGAGCUGAGUCACCUCCUCCACUCACUCCAGCCCAACAGAAGGAAGGAGGAGGGCGCCCAUUCGUCUGUCCCAGAGCUUAUUGGCCACUGGGUCUCACUCCUGAGUGGGGCCAGGGUGGGAGGGAGGGACGAGGGGGAGGAAAGGGGUGAGCACCCAUGUGAGAGAAUCUGCCUGUGGCCUUGCCCGCCAGCCUCAGUGCCACUUGACAUUCCUCGUCACCAGCAACAUCUCCAGCCCCCUGGAUGUCCCCUGUCCCACCAACUCUGCACUCCAUGGCCACCCCGUGCCACCCGUAGGCAGCCUCUCUGCUAUAAGAAAAGCAGAAGCAGCAGCUGGGACCCCUCCCAACCUCAAUCCCCUGCCAUUAAAUCCGCAAACAGCC